AGGCGGGAUCCGCGCGCCGGGAUGUGGAGGCAUGCGGAAUAAGGGAACAGCUGCUGGAAGGGCUGGGAUUGAUUAUUCCAUCCCAGUCUUCCUUUGGAAUUAUUUAUUGGCCGGAGUCGGGGGCCUUUUGUUUGGGAUAUUUUGGGAAGAAUGCGUGGCACAACACAGGAUGCGGGAGAAACUCCGGGAAUUAGCGCCGGAAAAGCGAUCCAGACUUCGAAUCCAAGCCCCGCUUCCCUCGUUUCAUCCCAAGGCUUUUUUGUUUUUCCUUCUUCCCUGUUUUUAUUUUCUUUCCAACGAGUUAUUCCCCUUCCAGAGCUUGACAUUCCCAUGCACGGCAGGCUCGGGAGCUUCCCAAAAGUUCCUCGGCGUUGCCGUUCAUCCCGAGUUCGGGAAUAAAAUCUGGGAGAGGGCGGCAGCGGCAGGGCCACGGGGGAGAAUUCCCAGCACUUGGAGCAAGUUCCUUCUUCCUCGGAUUUCCCUCGGGGGCAGUGAAUGGAGCGAGGCAGAGGUUUAUGCUCCGUCGGCGAGCACCGCCGACUACAACCGGAUUCUCCCGGUUUUCCAUCCUCCAAACCAGCAGCCAGCACUUUUCCCAGCUCCUUCUUCAUGCAAGAUGGCCACCACGGCAGCGAUCCCUGGAGCUCGUCGAGCGGGAUGAACCAGGCCGGCUACGGGGGAAUGUUGGGCGGCUCCUCCCACCUCGGCCAGGCCGGCAGCUACUGCAGCCUGCACCCUCACGAGCGCCUGAGCUACCCAUCCCACUCCUCGGCCGACAUCAACUCCAGCCUCCCGCCGAUGUCCACGUUCCACCGGAGCGGCACGAACCACUACAGUGCCUCCUCGUGCACGCCGCCCGCCAACGGCACCGACUCCAUCCUGGCCAACAGAGGAAGCGGAGCCGCAGGCAGCUCGCAGACCGGCGACGCGCUGGGAAAAGCCCUCGCCUCUAUCUAUUCUCCAGAUCACACCAACAACAGCUUUUCAUCAAAUCCUUCAACUCCUGUCGGUUCUCCCCCUUCUCUCUCAGGAACAGCUGUUUGGUCUAGGAAUGGAGGUCAAGCGUCAUCAUCUCCCAAUUAUGAAGGUCCCUUACACUCCUUGCAGAGCCGCAUCGAGGACCGCCUGGAGCGCCUGGACGACGCCAUCCACGUACUGCGGAACCACGCGGUGGGGCCGGCGCCCGCCAUGGCCGGCGCGCACGGAGACGUGCACGGGCUGCUGGGAGCCGCCCACAACGGCGCCAUGGCCGGCCUGGCCUCGGGCUACGGCACCGGGCUGCUCUCGGCCAACCGGCAUUCCCUGAUGGUGGGAGCGCACCGGGAGGACGGCGUCGGCCUCCGCGGCAGCCACUCGCUGGUGCCCAACCAGGUGCCGGUGCCGCAGCUGCCGGUGCAGUCGGCGACGUCGCCGGAGCUGAACCCGCCGCAGGAUCCCUACCGGGCCCUUCCCGCCGCUCUCCAAGGGCAGAGCGUGUCGUCGGGCAGCUCGGAGAUCAAAUCGGAUGACGAGGCCGACGAGAACCUGCAGGACGCCAAAGGCGCCGACGACAAGAAGCUGGAGGAGGACAAGAAGGAGAUCAAAUCCAUUACUAGGUCAAGAUCUAGCAAUAACGACGACGAGGACCUGACGCCGGAGCAGAAAGCCGAGCGCGAGAAGGAGCGCAGGAUGGCCAACAACGCGCGGGAGCGGCUGCGCGUGCGCGACAUCAACGAGGCCUUCAAGGAGCUGGGCCGCAUGGUGCAGCUGCACCUCAAGAGCGACAAGCCGCAGACCAAGCUGCUCAUCCUGCACCAGGCCGUGGCCGUCAUCCUCAGCCUGGAGCAGCAGGUCCGAGAACGGAAUCUCAAUCCCAAGGCGGCGUGCCUCAAGAGGAGGGAAGAAGAGAAAGUCUCCUCGGAUCCUCCUCCGCUCUCGCUCGCAGGGCCCCACCCCGGCAUGGGCGACGCCUCCAAUUCACAUGGGACAGAUGUAAAAAGGAUUUCUCCACGGAAAAGCCGAGAGCCCAAUUCCUUCUCCGCCGUCCUGAUCCCGAUCCCGAGCCCUUCCCUUCCGUACCCGUCCGACAAGUCUGAGUCGAUUCCGAAUCCCAGACGCGACAGAUUCCGGCAUUCCCGAAGGGAAAACCAACGAAAAACGAAAGGAAACCACGGGAAAACGAGAAAAAACCAACAAAAAACCAACAAAAAACCAACAAAAACCGACAAAAACCGACAAAAAAACCAACAAAAAAAAAGGAAAGAAAAAGGAAAAAAAAAGGAACUUUUUCGGUUUUUUGGUGUUGGGGAGGGAUGAGGACUCUUCUUGGAACAUAUCACGGGAUGUCCGACGCGGAAUUCCGAGCCUGGCAAUCUUUUCUUUCUCCACACUGUGGGACCGAUGCAUUUUUUGUGCCUAAAAAAACAAAAUAAGAAAGAAACAGAAAAAAAAAAAAUGAGCAAAAAAGAGAAAAAAAAGAGAAAAAAAAAGGAGAAAAA
Messenger RNA from Corvus hawaiiensis (hawaiian crow), 2477 nucleotides. RefSeq names its product transcription factor 4-like. The record is from RefSeq and is a predicted model, not a curated record. NCBI's taxonomy places the organism in Eukaryota, Metazoa, Chordata, Aves, Passeriformes, Corvidae. Gene Ontology annotation, molecular function: RNA polymerase II cis-regulatory region sequence-specific DNA binding; protein dimerization activity; DNA-binding transcription factor activity, RNA polymerase II-specific. Gene Ontology annotation, cellular component: transcription regulator complex. Gene Ontology annotation, biological process: regulation of transcription by RNA polymerase II.